AUGGCACGACCAAUCGACGAUCCGGACGAACGAAAAUUCCAGGAAUAUGUCCAAUCCGCCGGAACUAGCACAAUCGUACGUAUAACUUGUCUUUUUUCGUAAUUUCUUUAAAGAAAAAUAGAAAGUCUGGCAUUUUGAUUGAAUAAAAUUAUUUUUUUUUGAUCAAAAUUGUAUUCACCAUCAGUAAUUUCAAUGCCAUCUUCUUAAAAAUUGAUUUCUUUAACUUUAUCAUCAAAGACUCCCACGGAUAACAUAAAUUUAUAAUUCCAGGAAGCGUCAAGUGCUGUGAAGGCGUUGGAUGAACGAAUUACUGCUCUCAAAGCUGAUUGUCGUGAUACAGAACAAUUACUGGAACAGACUGUUGAUACUGUGAGUUUUUACAUUGUUUUUUAAUUGAAUUUCGGGGUUUGAUGGCAUGGAUAAUAUACAAAGCUAUUAUUUCGUAAGUUAGCGGUUUCUGAUGAGUUUCAAAAGCUGACACAUUACUCUUUAUGCGUUUAUGUUUAUUUUGAAGUAUAACUUUGUUUAUUUAAGUUAGAAAUUGCCGUAGGUUAGGCGAUAUUAUCAUAGGCAUCAAGGAUAAUAUAAAAUAAUCCGUUUUAGAACGUUAAAGGUUUUUAAUGGUCUUGAAAAACUAGAAAAGUAUGUUUUGAGGUUUCAUGUUUGUUCUGAAAUGUAUUUUAUUUUGUUAUGAUUUAGAUUCACUGGUUUGCAAUAUUAUCAUAGACACUAGAGCAUGGAUAACAUAAAGUUUUUUUUGUAUUGUUAUCCGAUUUACUGGGGCUUGCAACUCUCGUAAUGUAUUCUUUUAAGAUUUAGGCUUUUUUUGAGAUAUAGUUCAGGUUUUUAAAAUUACAAAUCUUAUUAAUUUUGGCGGAUAUUAUCAUAGGCAUCAAUCAAAAAAUGUUCAAUGUCGCACAGACGUUUCUUGACCGAAAAUUAAAAAAAAAGCUUUGUUACCAUGUUCAUAUUCUUCUUUUUUUAUUUCAAAUUCCACUAGCUUUGAUAAAAUUCUUUCUAUGACAUGUUUACCAUAUUGUUUACAAUCAUAUGCCAAAAGGGCUUCACAAUACCUUUAUCACUGCAACUCUUAUGACCAUUAUCGAAAAUAUGACAAAUUCAUUAUCUAAUUAUGCUAUCUGAACCUAGCUUAGCAUAUGAACCGGGUUUGACGCAUGGAUGUGUCAUAAAAUUGGUUUUUUAAUUGAUUUUAUUUUUUUUUUGCUAUUAAGCACAGUCAUUAAAACAACAUCCUUUUAAGGCUUUGUUUGUGGUCAACAAAUUCAUAGAAGCAAACUUUUAAAAGUUGGUGAAAACAUUCAUAGAAUUCAUUUUUGAAACGGCGGUCAAAAAGUUUAUAGAAGUUUCUUUUCUACGACCGGUCGAAAAGUUCGUAGAACAGAUUUUUGAAACGCCGGUCAAAAAUUUCAUAGAAGUCAACGGUUGUAAACCGGUCAACAAUUUAAUAGAAGUCAACGGUUCAAGGCCGGUAAAAAACUUCAUAGAAGUGGUUUUUGAAAUAAAGGUCAAAAAGUCUAUGGAAGUCACUUUUCUAAGGCCGUUCACAAAGUUUAUAGAAGUAAUUUUUUCAUAGCUGGUCAAAAAGUCCGUAGAACUCUUUGUUCUAAUGCCGGUCUAAAAGUUCAUAGAAGUCAAUGUUUGAAGGCCGGUCAAAAAGUCCAUAGAAUUGAUUUUUGAAAUGGCGGUCAAAAAUUUCAUAGAAUUUAUUGCCCUAAGGCCGGUCAAAAAGUCCGUAGAACAAAUUUUUGAAACACCGACCAGAAACUUCAUAGAAAUCAUUGUUCUAAAGCCGGUCAAAAACCUCAUAUCCAGUACUAUUUCUAAUCAAAUUUCGACGAUAAAUUCACAAAUAUGGAAACUUUUAUGCCCAAAAAGUGCAAACAUAUUACAUUCCUUUUGUAGCGCCGACUCCGGGAUAUUUGUUUGUCAUGUCGUAAAGAAUAAUUUCCGCUGAUUAGAACUGAUAAUUUUUUGUUUUUGAGUUUUUGAACCAAAAUUCUCUUGUUCUAAUCCCAGUUCGCCAUGAAGAGUACAUUUGGGGGCUGGUAGAUAAGGUCGAAUAACAAGGGGCUUAUUGUCGAGGGGGGAGUGGGCUUUGAUAAGGCUGGGUAGGGUAGGGUAGGCAAUGGUAGGGUAAAUUAGGGAAUGGUAGGCCAGGUAGUGAAGGGUAGGCUAGAGCAGAGUAGGGUAGAUCAAGGGUCGGGUAGGGAAAGGUAGGGCAAGGUCACGUAAAGCAUCUCACGGUGGGUAGGGCAAGGUAGAGUAGAUCAAUAGGCUGUGCUAAGGAAGUCUGGACAAACACAGGGCUGUAUAGUGCAGGGUAGGAUAGCUUAGGGUAUAGUAGGGCACGGUACGGUAGGCAAAGUAGGGUAGAUUAAGUGUAGGGUAGGACAGGGUAAGGUAAGGUAAGGUAUGGUAGAUCAAGGGUGCGGUAGGGCUUGGUUGAAUACAUAGUGUAAGAUAGGGUAUAGUCAGAGUGAGGCUUGGCAGCAUCACAGUAAGGCUGGAGUAAGGAUAUAGUAAGGCUGAGAUAGGGCAUGGUAGAAAAACGUGAAAUUUUAAAUUUUUUUCACCUCGAACCCCCCCCCCAUGAACUACUAAAAAAACGUUUUUUCAUGACUUUUUUUUAUUUCAGGAAGAGCGGAAUUGGUUGAUAUAUCGAUUACAACGACAACGGCUACUCUAUGCACGGUAUCAUGUUCGUAAAGUUGGUGUGUUGAAAAAGGUAUGAAUUUUAAAAAAAUUUUGACAAAUUUCAAUUUCCUAUUCUUUUUUUUCAAAUUUUUAAAAUUUGAAAAGAAAAUCCAAAAAACAUGAAUUUUGUUAAAUUUUAAAAUUUGUAGUUAGCCAGUUCCGGGAAGCUUCAUUUACCGGUCGAAUCGCUGAAAGUCUCCGCCAGCAUGGAUAUGACAACAGAUAACGAACGUUUAAUCGAGGCGCAUCUUCACGAACAAGAAGAGGCUCGACGACAACAAGAAGCUCAACAUUCUACAGUCUUUCAUUCGGAUUCUGAAGCUCAAACUUUUUCUAAAGGCGAUUCAGAAGCUGAAAGCUCUUUUAAAAGGGAUUCAGAUGCCAAAACGGCUUUAGAAAUCGCUUCUGAAUCCACUAGAUUCUCAAAAACCGGCCAAAAACCAGCUCAAAAUCCUUCUACAGAAUCUCAUCGUCAGUCCUGGCACGAAUACUUCCAAGCUCUAACCUAUCGUCUCUACGGUUCAGCUCCAACCCUCGAAGCUGACCCAUAUUGUGAUAGGAUAGAACCGGCCGAAAAGUUCUACCAUGACUCUUUGAACUCAAAGUUCAGUGAUCAAAUGACUCCACAAAGCUUUGACGAUGAAUCCGACCAAACUACAACAAGUCAUGAGAAGAUUUUGUUUGGGCACGGUGAGCACGGUAGCUCGGCUGAUGCUGUGAUUGAAAGAAGAGACCGGUUCAGAGAUAAGAGGGAGGUGACAGACGAGCAGAUCAGGUAUAUCCAUGAACAUGUGAGGUCAUACCGACUGGAAACGGUGCUGAAUCGAGAUCAAGAUGCCCAGAUUUCGGCUGAUUUGAAGGAGUUGUUCGAGAAUGAUCCAGACUUGUUCCGAAAACACUUUGAUGUUGAUGAGUUUGAGAGGAGGGAGAAGUUGAAGAAGGAUGAAGAAGAAAGGUUGAGAAGGUACGAUGAGGAUUUGGAGAGAAGAAGGAAAGAGUAUGAGGGAUACAGAAGCUCGAGGGAUUCUAGAGGCUAUGGUGGAGUGAAGUAUGAUUCUAGAAGGUAUGUUGGUUCAGCAAGGAAUGGCAGCGGGGAGGUUAGGUGUUGAUAGAGUAAGAUAGAGUAGGGUAUGGUAGAGUCGGGUAUGGUAAGGUAGGGUGGGGAAGGGUACAGCAGGCUAGGGUAAUGUAAGUUACGGCACAGUAAAAUAAAAUAUUCUUCAAAAGAAAACUUGGUCACCACAAGACAUAUUAACCCACUAAACCCCCUAUUUCAGACCCCAAACCCAGCCAGAUUCCCGAGGCUACACCCACGAUACAACAACAAUAACAGAACACGACAAUGACAAUACUAUCGCAUCAGAAAUUGAUCAAAAAUCAUCUACAGAAACCGAAAAACUUCACUACAACAAAGAUAUAGAACAUACCGAGUACCAACAUGUACAUCAUCGACGAGAAUAUUCAAAAGAGUCCAAUCAGUCUUCUAAAACCUCACAUAGUAACACGGAUUCUAUUUCGCUACGCUUCUCCGACAAUUAUUUGGAUGAAGAGAGCUCUACAUUACAGUAUAGCUCAGGUGGUACCACUCCUAUGCCGACGCUGGAUGAACAGGAACUCCAGAAGCGUGAAGAAGCCGAAGCGGAUUCCAGAGGCUAUGGUGGGCAUGCUGAAGGUGAAGAUCUUGUAAAACAUGGUGAUUCUAGAGGCUACGGAGGCCACGAUAAUUCAGAAGGCUUGAAGAAGCAUGGUGAAUAUGAAGACCGAGUUAACGAUGAAUUCGAAGACAAGAAGCCUAGUGAACAUCAAGAUUCAGAUGAGAAAAUUAUAACAGAAGUCGGACAACACCGUUAUGAUAUUGAAUUUGAAGAGACUUUGAGCAAAAAGACGACAAAGAAGGCUGUACUAGUAGAAGAUGAUUCAUAUUUGGAAGAUAUUGAAGAAGAAUCUGAAGGCGAUGCUCACGGACAUGCUCCUUUGUAUCAUGAUGAACAUGAAGGUCAUCAACAUCAAAGACAUGAGUUUGAUCGAGGAAAUACUCAUGAGCAUGAACACAUUGAUAUUGGUGUUUGUCAUGAACGUGCUGAUAUUGGUGAAGGUGUUCAUCAUGAAGACCAUGAUGUUGAUGUAGGUCAUGGAGCUCAAAUUGGUGAUAUUGGCCAGGAAAUCAAACAUGAACAUAUUGAUAUUGGUCAAGGAGCUCAUCAUGAACAUGUAGAACAUAUUGGACAAGGUGUUGAAGUUGAGCACGGUGAAAGAAUUGGAGAUAUUGGACAAGAUGUUGAGCGUCAUGAACAAUUUGACCAAGGGGAAUAUCAAGGACAUGCAGAAGAAAAUCAUCCAGGACAUAAACAUACUGAAGAGUAUCAUUCUGGCCACCAACAUUCAGAAGACGAUCCUCAUGCUGGUCAUCAACAUCAAACUCAUGAGUUGGCAAGACAUGAUGAGAAAACUGUAACUGAAGUCGGACGUCAUCAGUACGAUGUUGAAGUUGAAGAAACUUUGAGUAAAAGUACGAAAAAGAAGGCGUUAGAAGUUGGUGAAGGUGCUUCUGUAGAUCAUCAUGAAGUUGAACAUGGUCAUCAUGAUGAACAAGACAGUCAAGGACAUGUUCAUCAUGGUGAACAUGAUAGUAGGCAUUAUGGAGAGAAUGUUGAAGAAGAUAUUCAUAACGAAGAACGGAUUCAUCAUCAUUCAGAACAUGUUCAUCAUGACCCAUUGUAUCAUGGUGAACAUGAAGGUCAUCAACAUCAACGACAUGAGUUUGACCGAGGACAUACUCAUGAGCAUGAGCACAUUGAUAUAAGCGAAGGUGUUCAUCAUGAACCCAUUCAUAUAGGUGGAGUUGUUCAUCAUGAACAUGAUGAUAUUGAUGUAGGUCAUGGAGCUCAAAUUGGUGAUAUUGGUCGGGAAAUCAAGCACGAACAUAUUGACAUUGGUCAAGGAGUUCAUCAUGAACACGUAGAACACGUUGGACAAGCUGUUGAAGUUGAGCACGAUACUAAAAUUGGUGAAAUUGGCCAAGAAGUCCACCGUGAGCAUGAUCAACAUAUUGGACAAGGCAUUGAACCUUCAGAAUCUACAAAAGAAGAUCUUUUGUUCUACAUUGAGAGCAAGCAUUACCCAUUAAUCAUAAGUUUAGACAAAUACCCUCGAGAGUGGUACUAUGAAGACCUUACAGACUUAGAGGAUUCAAAAAAUGUUGUGGAAGAAGGAAGAACUCGCUACGAUAUUGAGAUUGAAGAUACGAUUGAGAAGGCCAAGAGGAGGAUCACUCAAGAGAUCAAUAAAGAAGUUGUUGAUGAAGAACAUACAGUAGAAGGUGGUGUGGUGAAUCGAAAGCAUUCUAUUCUGUAUCAUCUGCUGAAUAGGUCUACUGACAUGCCUACGAUACCGUUUCAUACUAAGAAGCCACAGUAUUGGAGCUAUGAUACGAUUCAGAUUGGCCAGGGGGUGGUGAUUGGGCAUGAAGAACAUGAAGGUCAUCAUGACUUGCACCAUGGUGAAAAUGAAGGUGAUCAUGUUUUGCACCAUGGUGAACAUGAAGGUCAUCAACAUCAAAGACAUGAGUUUGAUCGAGGACAUACUCAUGAACAUGAACACAUUGAUAUAGGUCAAGGUGUUCAUCGUGAACAAGAUACUAUUGGUCAAAGAAUUGAACAUGUAGACCUCGGACAAAGAGUAGAACAUCAAUAUGAAGGUAUUGGUCAAGGAGUUGGUCAUGAACAAAUUGGAGCUGGGGCCAAGAUUGAAGUCGAAAAGAUUGUCAAGUCAAUUGAUAUUGAGUAUGAAGUUCAAGAAGGAAAACGAGAAGAUAUUGGGCAUGCUGUUGAGGUUAUAAAGAAAACAACUGUUGUUGAACAUGAAAUUGGGCACGGUGUUGAAGUUCAUCAAAGUAGAAGAGCUUCUGAAGGAGGCAUUGGCCAAAAAAUUGAUGAUGUUGACGGUUCUAUAGGUCGUGAAGCUUCAAAAAUAGAUGAUUCUAUAGGUCAUGGAGCAGAAUUAGAGCAUUCUGAGUACCAACGAAGUCGUCAAGAAUCUGUAGAACAUCAAGAAGGUAAAGAACUUGAUAGUACAAUCACAGUAACGCCAAUAACAGGCUCUGGAAACAUUGAAUACAGACAACGAAGAAGCCCAAUCUAUACUCCAAUGUAUCUUAUUGAUCUUCUGGAGCCGGAAAAAGAGUUUGUAGCUUGUGAACUUGUACUAGAACGGCAGGUAGAUCAUGGUGAGCAUGCUCAUAUUGAUGUAGGUCAUCACGAAAAGCAAAUUGGUCAAGAAGUCCAUCUACCGGACUUGCCACUACCAUCAGAACAUAUAGUUGAAGAAACUGUUGUAAUUGACCGUUACCUACCGAAUCCAGAUGAGUAUGAUGAAAUUAAAGUACCAAGUGCACCAUACGAAAAGCACGAAGAAAUUGGUCAAGGAGCUUCAGUAGAAGAAAGCGGAAGCCUUUUACUAAAAGAUUUGGAGUUUGGUCACUAUGAACUUGAUCAUCAUGUACAUCAACGUCCGACUUCUUCAUGGUACGAUGAGUUACGACGUCAAAAAGAAGAAGAGCACUAUGAAGAUAUUAAAGAAGAACAACAUGAGUAUAGUCGACAUUAUGAAGAACAUAUUCAUCAUAAAAGAGAACAUGUAUAUCACGAACCAUUAUACCAUGACGAACAUGAAGGUCAUCAACAUCAACGACAUGAGUUUGAUCGAGGAAAUACUCAUGAACACGAACACAUUGGUAUAGGCGAAGGUGUUCAUCAUGAACAUGUUGACAUUGACGUUGCUCAUGGAUCUCACAUUGGUGAUAUUGGCCAGGAUAUCGAGAAUGAACAUGUUGAUAUUGGUCAAGAAGUUCAUCAUGAACAUGUACAACAUAUUGGACAAGGUGUUGAGGUUGGGCACGGUACAAAAAUUGGUGAUAUUGGACAAGAUAUUGAUCGUCAGGAACAUAUUGACGAAGAUUCUCAUGCUGGUCAUCAACAUCAAACUCAUGAGCUAGCAAGACAUGGGGAACUGGAACAUACUCAUAUUGAACAUGAGCAUCGAUAUGAUUAUCACCAUGAUACCUACGACUAUCCGCCGGUAGACCAACCAUUAGAUAUUAUUGAAAGACCACCAGUUGAGAUAGUAAAAGAGCCUUCGUUUGAACAUGAAAUCAGUGAAAGAACUCCAAUCUACGAAGUGCCACCACUAAAACCGCCUUCACCGGUACAGGUACAUGAAACAAGAUACAAAGAACAUGAAACAAUCAGAUGGACGGGUGAAAGACAAAACUAUCAAUAUCCAUAUGAAAGGGCUACUACCGAGAUACCUACAUACGACUUUCCACCGGUCAAUGAAGAGAUUGAUCAUGAACAAAAAGGUGUUGUUCAUGGUGAUAUUGGCCAACAUGUUGAUGUAGGUAGUGGGGCACAUAUUGGCCAAGAUAUUGGAACUGGAACUCAAGUUGUGCACGAACAUAGUACGGAUGACGUAUUACAAUACUAUGAACACGAAACAUCCAGAUACGAAGGCCAGAGAUCUUCAAUCGAGUAUGUACCGAAGAUACCAUCUUCAGAAGGUUCUACCGGCCAAGAUAUCACUGUACCGAGAUACGAUUUCCCUCCGAUAAAGCCACCAACUCCAGUAGAAUACGAUGAAAUUGAGUACCAUGAACAUGACACAACAAAAUGGCAAAGAGACAGUCAUUACGAUCUACCACCAGUUGAACAUGAACAUACUAGGGAUGCUGUAGAAGAUGUACGACAAGAUAUUGAUGUUGUUCAUCGAAGCCAAGAUGUUGAACAAGCUAAAGGCGGUAUGAGUAUUGGUCAAGGUGUUGAAAAAUCCAAAGAAAGUGCUGAAAUCGGACAAGACAUCAGUUACGACUAUCCACCAGUAGAUGAACAUAAAACUCAUUAUGUUGAGCACGAUACGACUAGAUGGCAUCGCGAAGAAAAUGUCUAUGAAGAUAUUGAUUCUCGAGGCUAUUAUGGGCAUUAUGAACCUGGUAAACACCAGGAACAACGUGCUCAUCAUGAACAUCUGUACGAAGGAAAACAUGAUGGACAUCAACACCAAACUCAUGAACUGGCUAGAGAACAUGCUGAAGUUGAUAUUGGUCAAGGUGUAGGUUAUGGUGAAGAGACACGACAGAGUUAUGAUGAAAAACAUACGAGGUACGAAGAAAUACGACAAGGUCAUGAUGAAGAUAUUGGUGGUGGAGUUGUUUAUCGGCCAGCAAAGGAAGGAGAACCCAGAGCUGGUGAACAAAUUGAGAUUCUGAAGCCAGAAAACGAUGUAGAAGGUAUUCCAUUUGAACCUGUUUAUGAUGGCUUACCGUCUACUUCAGAAUCCAUUGAAACUGGACUUCCUUCGGCUUCAGAAACCAUCAAUGUCCUAUCGACAGGACUACCAUCUGGUUUCGAAACAAUCGACCAUGACCUACCUUCACCUUCAGAAAUUGUAAAAGAAGUGUUGGAAGAAGAAUAUCAACAUGAUCAAUACCUCGAACCAGUCCCUAAAUCUCGAACAGAAACCCGCGAAUCCCUACGAGAUGACCGUGACAUUGACGUACCAGUGUUACUCUGGAAAGACCGUGAAUUCCGCGCGUCAGUACUCGAAAUCGAUCGCAACUACCAACGUGAUCUACUUCUAGAAGAUCGUAAACGAGGAAUCCUAACCGAUCCACUCAAACGAAAGGCUGCGGAUUCAGCUGUAAUCAGAAGAAGAACCACGAUCCGUGAGGAUUACAGCCCUGCCAAACACUAUACUGGCCAUUUCUACGAUUCCGAAGUUCAUGAGCUGAGAAGAAGCUCGGAUGAACUGGGCUACAGUACCUCGACGAUACAUUCUAGCGAAAAAGUGCCAGAAGUGUACGAUGUUAUGUUGUUUAGAAGCAUGGAAAUGGUCUAUGUGCCAUUGGUGAUUGAUGUUGAUUAUGAUGAAGGUCUACAGGUACUGAAGCACGGUGAGAGUAUUGAUGAUACGGUAGUUUCAAGAGAUGACUUAAACAUUGGUGAAGGUACGGUUAUUGGUGAACAUCAAAAAGCUGUUGAUAUUGAGUUCCCAGAAGAUAUUCAACUUGAUGUAGAAGAGCUACACAAAGAGAAAGAUGUAGAAUAUACUGUGGUUGAACGUGAACACUUUGAUGAUUCGUACAGACAUGGUCAUGUUAAAUACCAUGGUGAUGAUGAGGAAGAUAGAAGUGUUGAGCACGAAGGCCACCGACGACUUGAGUACGAUGACGCUGAAUUUGAGUACAGAAGGAAAGAGGACUUGCAUGUGUACGAUGAAGUGCCUACUGAGGAAUACUACGAAGAAAUACCGUAUGAAAAGAGGAUGGAGGAAGAUAGAUCAAUUGGUACUGGAGUAAGAUACGACGAAGUUCAUCAAGGUACGUCUAUUGGCGGCGGAGUAAGGUAUGAUUACUCACCAAGCGAAAGGUACGCUCACCCACUCCUAGAAGAAAGAAUAACCGAUGCCUUGCCAGACGAAACGCUACACCGUGAACGAGAACUAAGUGAAAUAACUUAUCACCCAGAAGUCGAGGUACAAGAACAAACCAUUGAAUUCGGCCCAGAAUCAUCGUCAAGUGGCAAAACUGACAAAGAUCUACAUGUUGAUGUAGAGAAAAGUGGCUCAAAUUCGUCGCAAGCUCUUUCACCGGCUACAGAAUACGUCGACGAUCAUUUUACGUACUACACCAGUGGUUUGGACUACCUUCCAUGGGAGGGUAGUCGACCAGGCGUUCCUACUCAUUAUUAUGAGGGUGGAGAAGAUGGGGAAGGUCAGGGUAUUUUGUACAAUGAAACCACAGGAGAGCCGAUCUACGACGUUGUUCCGGAAGAACUUCAACAACAUGAUUCUAGAGGCUACUACGAUAUUGUAGCUGAACCAACAGAAUCAGAAGGCCACAUAGCAGAUGAAGAACACCAUCAUCAAGAGCUAGAACGUACUGCUUCAACAAACGAUGGCUACGAAAUCCCAAUUAAACGAUCAAAUGACCCUCAAGCUUCAGAAGACAUCUACACAGAAAUUGGUGAUAAAAAUACAGUAACCCACGAUGAUCAGGUAAAUUACGAUGAAGUGCUAAAGAGAUCCGAAGAGCUUCCUCAAACCUCUAUCGAUGAAUACGUGCCAAUUGAAGGCUCGGAACGGUACAAAGAAAGCGAUGAAGUUGAGUACGCGCGACGGGGGCAUUGGUACGAACGAGCACAUACUUUAACGGCUGACAGUUUUCCGUACGACAGCGUAUCGGUCAAUGUUGGGCAAGGUGUAGAUGUGGAGGACAAGCAUGAAGGAGAAUAUGAUGUACCUUAUAGUACUGUUGAAAAAGUUGGUACUGAACUUGGGCAGAAUGUUGAGAGGACCUCAUAUAUUGGACAAAAAGUUGAAAGAACUUCUGAGAUUGGACAGAAAAUUGACCCAGUAAUAUCAAUUGGCCAAAAACUUGAUUCAAACGUACUAAGAAGUUCAGCAUCCACAACAUCCGCUACUUCCAAGACCAAGCAAAUUCAAAAACAAACCUCAAUAUACGAAAACAAAGGCAUCUACAGUACACAUGACCACAUGCUAGUAGAGACUGGCUCAGAUAUUGAAGGAGAACCAUACCCAGCUCGUGUUAUACCAGCUACGGGUAUUCAAACCCUAAGGCCUACGAGAUAUAAAAGACCUCAAAGACAAUACUCAGAUAGCAUUGCUUCGUCUACAGCUCAAACCGACUGGUACUAUCAGAUUCCAAGGCCGAAGCUGAAGAAGAGUCAUACCUUGUUUAGUGGAAAGGUUGUUGAAGUCGUGAGGAUUAAGGGAGAAGAGUACAGGGUCUAUGAUAAUAUUGAUGUGAGAAGGCAUGAUGGUAAUGAGAGAAGCGGUCAGGUUAGGUAUGGUAGCCAAGUGGAAGGCCAAAGAGGCUACGGCAAUCAAUCAAACACUCAAGCCGGCUACAACAAUCAACUGUCAACCGAAAGCCAAUUCUACAAGAUUAACCGCGAUUCUUUCCGUCAAAGGCAAUUUUUCAAAAAUUUCGAAGCUGAAGAUCAAUUUUUAAAUCAAUAUAUAACUCAUCAAAAAUGGUCCAUUCCUACCUAUCUUAUACCAGUAGAACAGGACAGUAAACAUACUUUGACACCUAACAAAAGUAAUAUUUCGUUGGGUGUUCUAUUGAAGGCUAGAAGAAGAAAUAUCUCGGCCCCAGCUGGACUAGAUCGGCUGCAUAUUAGAGAGGAACUUUGGCAAGAACAGUCUGUUGGCCGAGGGUAUACUGACCAAUAUGGUGGUGGAAAAGAAGGGUCAAUCUAUGAUGUAUAUAGUGGAAAAGAAAGAGCAGUUCAUGAUGUAUAUGGCAGUACAAAAGAAUGGCCAAUCUAUGAUGUCUAUGAACGUAAAGAAGCUAAACAUCAUGGUGAACAUAGAGAGAGACAUCAAAAACAUCACAGUGGUAGUAUUCAAAGCAAAGUUGAGGAUGUUAUCUACAACAGGAAGGCCCCAGAACCUAGCAAAACUAGCUUACACUACAAGAAAACGGCUUCAGAAUACGAUAAGGUGCCUUCAGAUUACGAUAAAGUGCCUUCAGAAUACAGUAACCAGUCUUUAAGAUAUGAAAAAGCUUCAAAACAGUACGAAAAUGAUGUUGAUGGUAAAGAAAAGGAUGAAUUACUGUACAGUAGAGCCUUCCAAAAAGCUAAAAGCAAUGCUGAUGAGUAUACUUAUGGAUCGAUUCAUACUAAACAAGGCAAAGAAGUUGCUCAACAAUUGAAUGAAUAUGAUAAGGUGUAUGAGAGGAGUUAUGAUCAAGUUCCUGAUAGUAAGUUGGUUUUUCCUAUCUUACUCUACCCUACUUUAUUCAGUCCUACCCUACCUUACUUUAUUCUACAAUACCUUACUCUGCCCUGUCCUACCUCAUUCUAUCGUAAGUCACCUUAGCCUAACUUAGCUCUACUCUACCUUACUCUAACUUUCUUUAUUCUACCUGACCCUAUCUUACUUUACUUUGCCCUGCCUUACUUUGCCUUCUCCUUCUCUGCCUUACACUACCCUAAUCUGUGUUACCUUAAUCUACUCUACCUUGCCAUGCCCUGUUCUUCUCUGUCUUACUCUUCUUUUCCUUACUCUACUUUACCCUAUCCUACCCUGCCCCCACUCUGCCUUAAUUUUCUCUGCUUUGCACUGACCGUCCUUGCCUCUGCCUUACUUUACUUUACUUUACCUUACUUUUUCUAUCUAAUUCUACUUUACCUUGAUCUAUCAUAUUCUUCUACUCGAUUUCAUUUAUACAUCUUAAUCACAUUUUUAACCUUUUAAUUUCAGACAAAGAAAACGGCCAUAGCAGAUCAGUUUCUUCAGUAUACAGUAACUCAGUUAUCUUUGACAAUCAUCACUAUUCGGACAGUAGAGGUUAUGGUCAAGAGAACAUCUAUGAACGGCCGAAGACACCAGAACAAGACUAUGAUGAGGUGCCUGUGAUCAAGUCUUUGAGGUGAGUUUUUGUAACCAAAAAUGAGUUUUAAAUUUUUUUAAUUAAAAAAAUUAUUUUCAAAAUUUCUUUUUGUUUUUUUUAAUUAAAAAAUUUUUUUUUUAAUUUUUGAAUAUUGUCAAUCUCAUCAAAACAGAUAUUUAUCUUAAAAAUGCCAUUUUAUAACCCAUUUCACUGCCCCGAAGGCUUUGUUUGUUCGCUGUUAGGGAUUCGAAAGUGGACACAGCGUUCAGUUCGAAGGCCGAAUUUCCGGCAUUCGAGAUUUUGCGGUCCGGCCCGAAACUGAAGAGACAAAUUGAAAAGCCGUCUUUCUUUAUCAGACGCGCAUAUUUUAUUACUUAUUUUCUUGGCAUUACUUUGUUGUUAUGAGGGAUGGGGUAUUAUUAUUAUUUUUCUAUUAGGGCAGUGGUCUUUAAAAAAUUUUUAUUGUACUGCAGGGCAGGGUAGAGUAGUGUAAGGUAGGGUAGGGUAGAGUCGGUUUCGGCAGGGCAUAGUAUGACAACGUAGGGUAGGGUGGCAAAGAAUAUGUAAAGGUAGGGUAGGGUAAGGUAGUUUAGGGCAGGGUAAAAUAGAGUAGGGUAGGGAUAAUGGUAAGUUGUUAUCGCUUAUCAAGUACGAUCUCUUGAGGUAAUAUGGAGUAAAAUCCCAACACUCGCAGUAAUUUGUUGGGUCGUUUUACAUCGAGGCGAGUAUGACAUAAAAUUACCAAAUUACAUAACAAAAAGUUACGUAAUUCGGUUUUUUGCAAUUUACUUAAGGCUGCCUUAUUGUAUAAUAUAAAUGUUUAUGUAAUGUUAGACAUGUUUUUAUAAUAGUAAGCUUAGUGUAAUGGCACACUUAUUUUAGACAGUUUAUAUGAAGAUCGGGUACGGCAAGGGUAAGGAAGGGUGAAGUUGGGUGGAGCAGAGAAAGCUGGACUAGAGUAGGAUAUAAUAAGGAAAGAUAUAGUAGAGUAGGGUAGGGUAAAGUAGCAUAUGAUGGGCUAGAGUAGUAUAAGGUAAAGUAAGGUUGUAAAGUGCAUGGUGGGCUACGAUAGGCUAGCCUGAGCUAUACGAUAACAUAAGGUAGGAUAUUGUGGCAGGGUAUGGUGGGUAGGGUAGGGUAGGGUAGGGUAGGGUAGGGUAGGGUAGGGUAGGGGUAGGGGUAGGGUAGAGUAGGAUAGGGUAGGGUAGGGUAGGGUAGGGUAGGGUAGGGUAAGUUAGACUAGAGUUAUUUAUCAUUCUUUUUCGAACAUUUAAUCCAUCCUGGAUUAUAAAAACUGACCAUUCGAAAGGUUCUGGUCAAUAAACAGCAACAGCUUGUGCACUUUUUUAUUAUCUUUUUUCUAUUCUUUCAUCCUUUUAUUCUCUAAUGCCUUCCUCAUCCACUACUCUUCCUAUUCUUCUCUUCGGCUUUUUCCGUUUGACUCUCGACCGUUUUGAGGGCAGGAGGUUGAGAGAGCACAGCCGGUUGUCGCUCUCUUUUUAAAACCCCAAAGCGAGAGAAUUUCGAAGAGGGGAGGGGGGAGGGGGCCCGCAUUCGAAAAAUCUCUCUUUUUUUGUUUAGUUCAAUACUUUUUUCCUGAAGACAAAAAGAGGCGCUUCUUCGUGGGGGGAUGGGUUUCGGUUUGGCAUCGUGUAAAAUGUUGUUCUGAAGGCUUAUGAAGGGCUGAAGGGCUUUCUGGCUUAUUAUUUAUUUUAUAUGAUUAAGCAUCUUUCGGCAAUGUUUUUUAGCUUUUUUGAAAAUUUUAUAUUAUUUUUGAAAAAAUAAGGUUGGCUUUUUUAAUUUUGGUGCUAUACUUUUUUGUUUAAGCUAGCUUUUUUGUGAAAUUAUCCUAUCUGCUUAUAAAUGGUCAUAUCUUCUUAAUGUAGUCUUAUCUUCUUAUAAUUGGUGCCAUGUACUUAAAAAUGGUUUAGUCUUUUCAGAAGUUAUCUUCCCUUCUUAUAAAUGAUAUUUGCUUUUUGGAACUGGUCUUGUUUUAUAAGAAGUUGCCUUAACUUCUUAUAAACGGUCUAGGCGUUUACAACAUGCUGCUGUCUCUUGCGAAAUGAUCCCAUCUUUAUAAAAAUGGUUCCAUCUUCUUAUAAAUGGCCUCGUCUUCUUAGAAAUUGUCUUAUAUUUUUAGAAAUAGUUUCAUCUUCUUAGAAAUGGUCCCAUCUUCUUAGAAAUGGUCCCAUCUUUUUAUAAAUGGUCCCAUCUUUUCAGAAAUGGUCUUAUCUUCUUAUAAAUGGUUCUAUCCUUUUCGAAAUGGGCUCAUCUUUUAGAAACAGUCCCACCUUUUUGUAAAAUGGUCCUAUCUUCUUAAAAAAGAUUUCAUCUUUCUCAAUGGUCCGAUCCUUUUAGAAUUGGUCCCGUUUUAUUAGUAAUGGUUUCGUCUGCUAGGAAAUGGUCCCAUCUUUUUGGAAAUGGUGCCUUCUUCUUUAUAAAUGGUCCAUCUUUUUUAAAAUGGUCCUGUUUUACCUGUUUUAUGCUAAUAGUUCUGUGGACUUUUGAACCGAUUUUCAAACCCAGCUUUUGUAAACCCUUCCAGACCAACCCUCAUUGUUUUAUGGCCGUUUUUCGACCGCUUUUCAUGAAAUUCUGUCAUUUUUCCCGAGGCUUUUCGUUCUUUUGGGAAUUGGUUUUGUACGUUUUUGCCCCGCUUUGACAGGGUAAAGUAGUAAAUAAAAACUUAUUUUUGGGGGGGGAUAUUUGGAGUUGAAGUGGGUGGAGGGGGGGGUGAAAAAAUUUUUUAGGAGUUGAUAGUCGAUUAUGGGGAGGGAAGGGAAACAAAUUAAAAAAAAAUUUUUUUUGAGGGGGGGGUGGUAUUUUCGAGUUGAGGUGGGAGAGGGGGGAGGGAGGCAAAAAUUAUAUUUUUCGAAUUGUCGGGGUUGGAUAACAUCUGCGUUUACUAAUUUUUUUUUGAACUCUCCCCCCCCCCAUUUUUUACACCUCCUCCCCCCCUCUCCCCUCCCCCCACCCCCCCUCCUAUCCAUUUCUCGUUUCAGUUCUAAGCCCAACCCAAAAAAAUACGCCUUUGUUUGUCCCUUCCGUGAUAUCAACAAAAAUUUUAUUACGUUUUUAAAGCUCUUGUUUAUAUUGAGCAAGUUUUAAGUACCCUGAAACUGCGCCAAUCUUUCCUUCCUUCUAAUCCCUUCUCGUAGAUGACCUUUGAACAUGUUGUGGAAGCGUCAAAGUUAAUCGAAAUGACUUGGGAGUUGUUUUAGUUAAAUGGCGUUUAAUUGUUUGUUUCUUGGGUUUAAAAUUCAACUUUUUUGAAAAUUUUAAAAUUUUUGAAAAACAAAUUUUUUUUUAUUUUUUAAAAUUUUGUAAAAAAUUAAAUUUGUUUCUCUCAAGACCUAUAAUGGGACCGAGCCUAGUUUUUCAUUGGCCUAGGCUUCGGUCUCGGCUAUCGGGUCCUUCCUUUUCAAAUUCGGUUUGGCCUAGGGGUGGGUCUCAGUGUGGCGCUCUUUCAGGUCUAGUCCCCUAUAUGGAGUUUUUUGGUAAAUUUUUUUUAAAUUUACCAAAAGUAAACUCCUUUGGCUUAAACUGAUUUUUUCUUGAAUUAGUGUCGUUUACAUCCUCCAAGAUUAUACGCUUAUCGCAAAUCUACAUAAAUUUGUUUACCGUCGUUUUAUCGAAAUUCGCUCUCGGGGCGCGAGCGGUCUCUUUUUUCCAUUUUUUCUUCAAGCAACAACUUUUUACCGCUGAUUUAACGGGUUAGAUUUGAGGCUGAAAAGGUGGGGAUAGUCAGAUUUUUAAAGAUUUUAAGGGUGUUUUGAAAAAAAAUUUUAAAAAAUUGAAUUUUUCAAAAAAUGUUUACUGUAGGGUAAGAUGUGACAGAAAGUGGGCUUAUUGUAGAGCUAGAUUCUUUAGUAUAGGGUUUAACAGUGCAAAGGUAGAGUUUGUAUAGAACAAGGGUAAUGAUAGAUACACUUUAUUAAGUGCCGACAUAAAGAACCCGCCAUACUUUUUCUAUAAUUUCUUUUAAAAAAUCGCGGGGUAUUUAUGUCGGCACCUAUAAUAAUAGAUGUGAGGGGGGUAGGAGAUAGGAUAGUGUAGUUUUGGGUUGUAUACAUGAAGAACGGGCCGUUUGGGGUCCAAUUUCCAAACUUAACCCGAUCUAAAUUUUGCUCAAGACCGGCGCGGCUCGGAUUUUUUUUACGUGUAAGCGGGCCGGCCUUUUUGGCUCGGGCCUGGAUUUUCAGGCUUGGUCUGACUUAAAUUUGGGUCAAGGCUGAUGGUAGGCCCGGGCCUGGCCCGUUCCUCGUGUCUAUAGGGUUGUAUUGGGUAGAAAAGCGAAGGGCAGGGCAUGACAGGUUAAGUGUUAGGCUAGGUUCGAUUAGAGCGAGGCUAGGACAAUGGCUAGUUGUAGGGCUGAGCUUUGGGCCAGAGGUAAAGGGGCCGCUUUUGAUUUUUAAAUCGAAAAGUUUAAUGAAAUCUUGUUUUGUGAAUCACGUUGUGAUAAGUAUUAAAAUAUAUGAUUAAUUUAUGAUUCUGACGCGUUUUUAAUCUCAUUUUAUGAUUUUAACGACCAAAUUUGACUUUGCUUUCAAAAUUUUGAUUUUAAAUUUUUUAAAAUUUUUAAAAUUUUGGAAUUUUUUUUCUUACUUUUAACUUUAUUUCUAAUCUUACCCUUAUUUUUAAAAAUAUUUUUUCAUUUUUUGAAUUUACUAAUUUUAAAAAAAUUUGCAUUUUUAUGAUACCUGAGUGUUUUCUUAAAAAUUUUCUUAAAAUCUCACCGUUCCAGGCACGUUGAACCCUCAAAAAGGCCGUCACUAAAAGAGGACGUUCCCUUCUCACAAGUACUUCUUCGGCACGUCGUUGAGAACGGUUCGACACGUCGCAAGCGGCGUUUAUCAGCGUUAAAACGUCGCGAUCCGUACGUUCGUCAUCCGUCGGAUUCUGAUUUCAAAUUCGGGCUUCAUUUCGGAUCGAAUCCGUACUUGAUCUACUUAGCACGUCAACCAUACAUUCGUGGUCGAUUCUAUCGUCGAAUGGCCGAACUCAAGGAUGAAUUGCCGUUGGGGAACGUGAAUGGAGUGGAGAGUUUGGAGAACACGGUGGACACGGAACAGACGGCUUUAUGGGAUCCGACACAGUUGUUGAAGAAGCAGUAUUAUGUAAGUAUUCAUCUUCUUAGAAAUGGGUAAGAAAUUGCAUAAGUUUAAACAAAAACCAAAUUCCAGGUCGACUACAACCCUCUGGUGGAGCACCGCAUCACCUACCGUACAAUGGAAGGUCAUAUGGAGUUUCCGAACGAUGAGAACGUCCAAGUACCAGAGAUUGAAAAACCUUGGAAGCCAUUGUACUGUCGAAUCCGUGACGGUCGAUUCCAAUGGUUUGCUUCACAUUGCGCAGACGAGCACCCAAUCAGUGACGUACUGUUGACUGAUACCAAAAUCACGGCGAACAAGGACGAUUGGACGUUCCGAAUUCAAGGCGGAAAGGAAAAUGCAAAUUUGUUGGUUAAAGCACCAUCGAACGUAUUUGAAAAGUGGCGACAAGUGCUGUUGAGUCAGAGUCAAACUGAACUUAUUGAUGCUUACGUUCAGCCGGGCCGACCGGUCGUACCGCAUUAUCAAAAGGUAUGUCAUGGUUUUUUACAGGCUUUUAGAAAAAAUGGCAAAAACUUUCUUUAUAAAACAAAAAAUGGCAAGAACUUCCUUUAAAAAACAAAAAAUGGCAAGAACUUUCUUUACAAAACGCAAAAUGGCAAGAACUUUCUUUACUUUAACUUUUUCAGAAAGUAGUACUAGUGGAAAUUGGUGCAGCAUCAGUACGAGCAGGCUUACUAACCAACAAGCCAUCCUUACCACAAGUGUUCUUCCCAGCCAUUGCUAGUGUUACAGAUAGUGGCAUUAUUGUUGGUAGUGAAGCAUUAAGGCCAGAAAACCGAACGAAUAGCCAGCUGGUGCGACCAAUGGACGUUGGUGAUGGCACUAGUGUGGACAGGUACAAUGUUAACAGCAAAGUAGUCGAUGCUGUGGUUAGAAAAGUGGUGAAGGAGCUACAGAUCAAGCCUGGAGAUUAUAAGGUAAGCAUCUACCCCUACCCCUACCCCUACCCCUACCCCUACCCCUACCCCUAUUAAUACUACUAUAACUUAGAUCUACUGUAUGUUAUCAUUACAGUAGCCUGGGCUGACCCUUCUGCUUACGUUUAUUAAUUGGCCUUACCGUACUCUAGCCUUACAGUAACUUAACUCAAUCUUAUUUUGUAAUUCUAGAUCCUCCUCUCCAUCUCCCAAGACGUCCCAACAACAUAUGCAUCACAACUUCUCCACCUCCUACUCGAAGCUACUCAAUUCGAAGCCGCCACCAUAGCCCGACAACCUUCUCUAAUCCUCUACUCAUACGACGUCACCACCGGUGUUGUAGUAGACAUUGGAGAGACACUACAUAUUGUACCAGUAAUCGACGAAUACAUAGUAGACUCGGCGAUAGUAUCAUUGCCAUUUGGAGGUCAACAAAUUCGUGCCGCCUUGAAGCGACGCCUUCAGAAUACCGCAAACGGUAGUGGAAUCGGCUUCAAUUCGCCAGUAGAACAUGUAGCACUUCAGGAGAUUGUCAGACAAUCUUGUUAUGUAGAUAGUGAGAGUACCAGUAGUCAUAAGGGUACUGCAACGGUGGAUUUGAGUGGCUUCAAGUUGGGUGAUGGCUUCCCCACUUCAGUUCAGGUCGAUGAGGAAAGGCAUUUGGUGGCUGAAGGAUUGUUUAACCCAAAGAGAUGGAGUAUUGAGACCAAAGGGAUUCAUCAUCUAAUUCAUGAAGUCAUUCAACAAAGUCCUAUUGAUAGUCGAAGAACGUUGUAUAGGUAAGAGUGGGAGAUUGUAAUGAUAGUAUAGGGUAGGGUAACAUAUGAUAGGAUGCGGUAAGGUAGGGUGACAGGGUAAGAUAGGGUAGGGUAGUGUAGGGUAGGGUAGAUUGUGAGUAUGGUAAAGUCAGAGCAAAACCUUAUCUUAAAAUUUCAGAAACAUUUACUUAGCCGGAGGCGUAUCUCUUCUACCAGGCCUAGCCGAACGUCUCGAACAAGAGCUGAGCAAGAUCGCGCCAAGUUCAAUAUUUGUUCAAGUUCACGGCUCUCCUUGGCGUUAUCACGCCGCUUAUUUGGGCGCCCAAGUCAUCGCAUCAAGCCAUCAGUUUGACAGUUGUUGUGCAAACAAGGACAACAUUGAUGACUACGUACGUCAACUCGAGGCUGAGAUCAACUAA
Molecule: messenger RNA, 20334 nt
Organism: Bursaphelenchus okinawaensis
Lineage: Eukaryota; Metazoa; Nematoda; Chromadorea; Rhabditida; Aphelenchoididae
Source: the annotation of a GenBank genome assembly